UUUAGCAUAACGUCAAUGGUGAGCUGGUCUCAUCUCGUCCUCCCCGUUUCUACAGCAGCCAAUUGGGGACGAACGCCUGUGGUGACCUCAGAGGUAGUCUGCAGAAAGAGCUUGCACACGUUCAGGGCGGAAGGAGGGAAUCGACUGAGUGCCAAGCCAGGAGGAACUGCCGCCGCCGCCGCCGCAAUAAUGUGUGACUUCACAGAAGAUCAGACUGCUGAGUUCAAGGAGGCUUUCCAGCUCUUCGACAGAACUGGGGAUGGCAAGAUUCUGUAUAGCCAGUGUGGAGAUGUGAUGAGAGCCCUGGGCCAGAAUCCCACCAAUGCAGAAGUCAUGAAGGUUCUGGGGAACCCCAAGAGUGAUGAAAUGAAUACAAAAACACUGAGCUUUGAGCAGUUCUUGCCCAUGAUGCAAACCAUUGCCAAGAACAAGGACCAGGGCUGUUUUGAAGAUUAUGUGGAGGGGCUGAGGGUCUUUGACAAAGAAGGGAACGGCACCGUCAUGGGGGCAGAGAUACGUCAUGUUCUUGUCACCCUAGGGGAGAAAAUGACGGAAGAAGAAGUCGAGAUGCUGGUGGCCGGCCACGAAGACAGCAAUGGCUGCAUUAACUAUGAAGAGUUGGUGCGGAUGGUUCUGAGCGGCUGAAGAUCAUUUCUAGCUUCUCUUGUGAAAACCUCUUCCAGUUUAUCCUUAAAAUGUUUGUGCCUUUUUUAUCUGUGUAUGAAAUGACUUUUGAUUCCCUCUUUUCCUUGGAGGACGAGGAAGAGAAAAAUUGGCAAAGGGUGCACCUGAAUUUAAGUAGUAACUGAGGGGAGCCAACCUAUGGCUAGCUGGCUUGCUUGUCUCACCUCACUUUAUUUUCAGAAGUGUUCAUUCAGCUCUUUCUCCCUCUCAACUGCUUUAAUAAACUGUUUGAAAAGUA
Varanus komodoensis (Komodo dragon) is the source of this 922-nucleotide messenger RNA. RefSeq names its product myosin light polypeptide 6. The transcript is spliced from 6 exons. The record is from RefSeq and is a predicted model, not a curated record. Lineage: Eukaryota; Metazoa; Chordata; Lepidosauria; Squamata; Varanidae. Gene Ontology annotation, molecular function: calcium ion binding; structural constituent of muscle. Gene Ontology annotation, cellular component: myosin II complex. Bases 16 to 645 code for a protein of 209 amino acids.